This is a messenger RNA of Erythranthe guttata (spotted monkey flower), 699 nucleotides long. RefSeq lists its product as uncharacterized. The record is from RefSeq and is a predicted model, not a curated record. NCBI's taxonomy places the organism in Eukaryota, Viridiplantae, Streptophyta, Magnoliopsida, Lamiales, Phrymaceae.
AGUCAACGUGUUGAACCAAAAACGUUGGCAGGCACGCCGCAAGGGAGCCUCCAAUCCAUAAAUACCGCUACUAAUAGCAGACUUUAAAAUCAGCUGGCACCAUUUUCUCUCUCUACAAAAAAGCACACACUCCUCUGCCUCUCCGCCCUCAGCUCUUCCUCCUCCGCCGUACGCCGCCGUCUGUUUGCUCUCUCCUCCGCCUCAAUCGAAAAAAUUCUACCUCAGUCCUCUACAGAAAGCAGCAGCGAAUCGAUCCACACGUACAGAAACUAACUCGGAGCAAUAAAUAAAUAAAAAAUGGCGAUUCAGUUGGAGAAUAUAGUGGAAUCGAUAAAAUCGAAGGUGAGAUCGUUGAAGAAAUCAACGAAAAAGAAGCCGUACGUAAAGAUGGACAAGAGCGCAAGCGUUAGGGUCGAGAUCCGUAGCCGGAAGGCCAAAAACAUCAUCACCAAAACUCUCAAAGCCGCCGAUCGCCCAGGGAAGAAACAACUCCCUUGAUUUCAUUUGAUUUGAUUCUUCUGUAAUCAUUUCUAUUUUUUUUCUGAAUAUUUUAUUACUUUAAUACUCAAAAGGAAUUCAGAACUCUGUUAUUCAAGUCGCCGAUUUCUGUGUUUCGUCGGUGCGAGUUUAAUUUCAAUCCAGGAAACCGUUUCGGUCCUUUUUUUUAAUUAUUAUUAUUAUUUUUAUUUUUAAUUAUGA